AUGGCGUCCUGCCAACAGGGAGGCAGCAGCACCUCCAUGGCCAUGGCCAAUCUCACCAUCAAGCUCCCGCGGGUAGGGGAGCAACAGAGGCAAAAAAAUUUCUUGUUUUCAGGGAUGCAUCAUGCAGGAGAGGAUGAGUGGUGGGAGUACUUCCCAUGCCCCUUCUGCUACAUUGAGGUGGAGGUCCCCUUCCUCUGUGACCACCUGCAGGAGGAGCACUGCUUCGACAUGAGGAAUGCUGUGUGCCCGAUCUGCGCCGACAACCUCGGGGCCGACACGACAGGGCAUUUCAGGGAACGGCACUCACAGCAACUCAAGAUGAGGAAGUCGUCUUCUUCCAGAGCAGGGGCAGCAGGUUCUGACAAGGAGGCAUAUGAAGAGGACGACUCCUACUUUGAAGAAUCAUCGUACAUCAUGGGCCAGCCGGUUCCUGAUGAUCAUUCACCUGACCCUCUGCUCUCCCAGUUCAUCUGCACGGUCGCGCCUCCGGUCGUCGAUCCGGAGCCCAGCAAGGCCGAGGAGGAGGAUCAUGCUGCACCGUCCUCGGAUGAUCAGAGGCUGAAUCAGGUUGUCAUGGACGAUGCGUCGAAGAAGGACCUCGAGGAGCGGUUGCGGAGGGUCGAGUUUGUGAAGCAGAUGCUGAUGACAACGAUAGCUUGGGACUGA
This is a messenger RNA of Triticum turgidum subsp. durum (durum wheat), 666 nucleotides long. NCBI's taxonomy places the organism in Eukaryota, Viridiplantae, Streptophyta, Magnoliopsida, Poales, Poaceae. The record is from the annotation of a GenBank genome assembly.